Molecule: messenger RNA, 1090 nt
Organism: Vicia villosa (hairy vetch)
Lineage: Eukaryota; Viridiplantae; Streptophyta; Magnoliopsida; Fabales; Fabaceae
Exons: 2
Coding region: 1-1080 (359 amino acids)
Source: RefSeq, a predicted model, not a curated record
AUGACAUUUUAUAAAUGUAUAAAAAUAAAAAACCGUCAAAGUAAAAUUUCAAAGAAAGAAAAAGUUCCCGCGAAAAUGAGUUCAAUUUCCCCUCUUCGCGCGGUGUGGAUUAUGGCGGCGCUGCUUCUUCUUGCCAACACCGUCACGGUGGUGAAUUCCAUCCCCAACCGAGAACUAAACUCAAUGCUCAACACUCUCCGAUCAAGAGGCUACCAUCUCUUCUGCAACGCAAUCCUCACCUCCGAUCUCCGAUUCGAUCUUCUCUCCUUCGACGAUGCAAACUCAACCUUUACACACUCUUUCACUUUCUUCGCUCCCACCGAUUCCUCCCUCUUCGCACUCGACAUGACGCAAUCCGCGUCGUCUUAUACCAAUACUCUCCGCUACCACAUCGUCCCUCGCCGUCUCUCUCUUGGAGAGCUUCGUCUCCUUCCAAACGGUUACACGCUCCCUACACUUCUUCACACGCGCCAUCUUAAAGUCACGCGCCAUUCGGCGUCUUCUGUUACUUUUGUUGACGGCGUGGAAGUUUCUUUGCCGGGAAUCUUUUACGGCCGUCACGUCGUCGUUCACGGCCUCGCCGGAAUUCUUAAUCCCCGAUCUAAUAAUAGUUCUAUUCAUUCUCCAGAUCACCGUCAUUCCUCGUCAAGAACGGCUUCGCAUUCUUCGGUAAAUCAAACAAUUCUUGAUCCAGUUCAAAAUUCGGUUUCGAUCAACUUCACUGGCAACCGGCAAGAUUCUUCUCAUCCGGUUGAUGCUCCGGUACCAGAGCCAGCAAAAGCGCCGGGAAUCGGAACUAUUCACGCUCAUUCUAGUGUGAAUUUUAGUAAAGUUCCUUCUAUUGCGCCGGUUUUGCCUCUACAAGAUCCUGCUUCUGCGAGAUCUGUUUCCCCGGCUGGAUAUUCCGAUGCGGAGGCUCCGGCGCCGGUGGAUCUGGAUCCGGUGGUGCAGAAGAAUAGUAGAGUUUCGUUGUUGGAAACGUCGGUGAAAUCUGAAGCGUUGGAUGAAGUGAGAAAGUGUAAGACUGAAGCCGUUGGAUUGAAAAAUAGUGCUGAUCAGAUGCAGUGCUAUGCAACCUAAGCUCGUUCGU